UCUGGAGGGUCUUCUCUGUCAUCACAGUUUGAGUGCCCAGAGAAAGGGAAAAGAAUAGGGCUUUGCCCUUGAUUUUUCCAUGGAAGAAGAGUCAAGUGAAACAUGGAGCUACGUGUGGGGAACAAGUACCGCCUGGGCCGCAAGAUUGGGAGUGGGUCCUUUGGGGAUAUCUACCUGGGUGCCAACAUUGCGUCUGGUGAAGAAGUGGCCAUCAAACUGGAGUGUGUGAAAACGAAGCAUCCCCAACUACAUAUUGAGAGCAAGUUCUACAAGAUGAUGCAGGGCGGAGUGGGGAUCCCGUCCAUCAAGUGGUGUGGAGCUGAGGGGGACUACAACGUCAUGGUCAUGGAGCUGCUGGGACCCAGCCUCGAGGACCUAUUCAACUUCUGCUCUCGCAAGUUCAGUCUCAAGACGGUGCUGCUGCUGGCCGACCAGAUGAUCAGCCGAAUUGAGUAUAUUCACUCCAAGAACUUCAUCCACCGGGACGUCAAACCCGACAACUUCCUCAUGGGACUAGGCAAGAAGGGGAACCUGGUGUACAUCAUCGAUUUCGGCCUGGCCAAGAAAUAUCGGGACGCCCGCACCCACCAGCACAUCCCCUACCGGGAAAACAAGAACCUGACUGGCACAGCGCGCUACGCCUCCAUCAACACGCACCUGGGCAUUGAGCAAAGCCGCCGUGAUGACUUGGAGAGUCUGGGCUACGUCCUCAUGUACUUCAACCUGGGCUCCCUGCCGUGGCAGGGCCUCAAGGCGGCCACCAAGCGCCAGAAGUACGAACGGAUCAGUGAGAAGAAGAUGUCCACGCCCAUCGAGGUCCUGUGCAAAGGCUACCCCUCCGAGUUCUCAACAUACCUCAACUUCUGCCGCUCCCUACGGUUUGACGACAAGCCUGACUACUCCUACCUGCGCCAGCUCUUCCGCAAUCUCUUCCACCGGCAAGGCUUCUCCUACGACUAUGUCUUCGACUGGAACAUGCUCAAAUUCGGUGCAGCCCGGAACCCCGAGGACAUGGACCGGGAACGGCGAGAACACGAGCGCGAGGAGAGGAUGGGGCAGUUGCGAGGGUCUGCGACCCGGGCCUUGCCCCCUGGACCCCCCACGGGGGCCACUGCCAACCGGCUCCGCAGUGCUGCCGAGCCUGUGACGUCCACCCCAGCCUCCCGCAUCCAGCAAGCUGGCAAUACUUCUCCCAGAGCCAUCUCCCGAGUCGACAGAGAGAGGAAAGUGAGUAUGAGGCUGCACAGAGGCGCGCCGGCCAACGUCUCGUCCUCCGACCUCACUGGGCGGCAAGAGGUGUCCCGGAUUUCAGCUUCACAGACCAGCGUGCCAUUUGACCACCUGGGGAAGUGAAGAGGAGCCACCACAGACCAGUAUUUGCGUAGUGUCUUCACUGUAUUUUCUUUAAAAAAA
Molecule: messenger RNA, 1413 nt
Organism: Chrysochloris asiatica (Cape golden mole)
Lineage: Eukaryota; Metazoa; Chordata; Mammalia; Afrosoricida; Chrysochloridae
Gene: CSNK1E
Product: casein kinase 1, epsilon
Exons: 11
Coding region: 103-1353 (416 amino acids)
Biological process (GO): signal transduction; peptidyl-serine phosphorylation; endocytosis
Cellular component (GO): cytoplasm; nucleus
Molecular function (GO): protein serine/threonine kinase activity; ATP binding
Source: RefSeq, a predicted model, not a curated record